Oryzias latipes (Japanese medaka) is the source of this 3200-nucleotide messenger RNA. RefSeq names its product synaptotagmin-like 4 (gene sytl4). Gene Ontology annotation, molecular function: small GTPase binding; neurexin family protein binding. The record is from RefSeq and is a predicted model, not a curated record. Lineage: Eukaryota; Metazoa; Chordata; Actinopteri; Beloniformes; Adrianichthyidae. Gene Ontology annotation, cellular component: exocytic vesicle; plasma membrane. Gene Ontology annotation, biological process: exocytosis; intracellular protein transport.
UCUCUGAUCAACAGUUAAGGAAACGCGUCUGUCGUGGAAAAGCGCUCGCGCCCGCCUGCUGCUGGGAACUUUCCUUUCAUCUUCCGGUACUUGUUGGGACUCCUGCGGCGCCGCGCGCACCGAACUCCCUGCUCCCGGAGGCGAGGAGACAACCUGGCUGGAAGGGGGUAUGGUUGUAGAAGAAGAGGAGGAGCGCUGUGCUGUAGUUUGUGGUAGCUCCACGACACUUGAGUGCAGGAUUAGCAUGUGCGCCGCUGUUUGCUGCGGUUUCUGUCGGUCGCGGUGAAGCAGAGCCGUCGAGCUUCUUCUUCACGCACGCAGGUGUGCGUUUCCUCUCAAUUAGCCUGAGUGUGGACUCAUUGACGCGGUGGCAGUCCGCAGAGGUCCUUCACUUCAGCGACCGCCCUGAAGAACAACGCUAAACACAGAUUCAGCUUUUGCUGUCUUCCCAAACUGUGGCUUCCUCUUCAUGGAUCUUGUCUCAGUGGAACGGCUUUAGCCUUAAACCAGUUUAUCCACACGGUUCCUAAUUGAAAUCGCCAUGGCUCUGGAAAUGAUCAAUCUGAGCUUCUUGUCCGACUUGGAGCGGGAGAAGAUCCUGGAAGUGCUGAAACGGGACGAGGAGCUGAGGCUCACGGAGGAGCGGCGUGUACGGAAGCUGAAGACGGAGCUAUUGGAAGUAAAGAGGAAAGGGGCCAAACGUAGCAGUGGAAAGUACAGCGAACACAGCUGUGGCAGAUGCCAGGAACCUCUAAGUCGGCUGGCAGUUUUUAACAGCCAGUGUAAGAUCUGCAAACACAACGUGUGCCGCAACUGCCAAGCAGUCCUGCCUGACGGGUCGUGGUUCUGCACCGUGUGUGUCAAAGAAUCGGAUGUGAAGAAAAGAACAGGCGACUGGUUUUAUGAUCAAAGGGCCAACCGCUUUUCCAUGACUCCUGCACUUGACCUCGUGAGAGCUUCCCUGAAAAAGAGGCCGCAAUUUAAAAAGCGUGUUACGACUGGGCAAGGGCUUCUAGAGAGUACUGAGAAAAAUCCAGAUCCACCCAAACCCAUUCCUGUUCCCAGACAGAAGAAAAGCAAUUCGAGCGAGACGCUUGGAUCCAUCGCUUCCAGGGAGUCAAGUGAAUCAAAGACCAGCGUUUCAUCAAAAACAAGUUUUUCUUCCAAGCCAAGUCGCAGCGACACGGAGUCUGCAGAAAACCGCAGUGUCACCAGCAUCAGAACUGAUACAGAAUCUGGUUGUGUGACUCCUGAGGAGACAGGAGAACUGCAGCGGUCCAACGCCUCCAGCCCAACACCAUCCAGGGCUCCCAGUUUGUCUGUCCCAGUUACAGCAGAUGCCGUCAGCACUGACAGCAGCAACUCCAAUCCUAUAGCUUUGGUUGAAGAAAAGCCAGUCAGUUUGAGCCCUGAGCUGGAUGUUGAAAAACUCUUCAAGAAGAGCAUGAAGCGAACUCAAACACCUGCAGUGGACUCUAUGGAUGGAUGUCGCAACCCGGAGGCCUCAAUGGGAAAGAGGAGCCGCUCCGUUCCAGGCUUAGAUUUACAGGAGGAUGAGGAGGAGGAAGAAGAUAUUGACACCUUGGUAAACUUUCACAAAAAACAAAUGACUAAAAGUCACUCCAACCUCUACAACUCAAAGAGCUCGCUAGGCAGCACGAUGAGUAUUUACAGCGAUGCAGGAGACUAUGGCACCGUGGAGGUGAGCGGGCAGGUUGUCUUUGCUCUGCGAUACGACGAGCACACCCAGAGCUUGCAGGUUUUCAUCAAGGAGUGCCAGGGUCUGGCUCACGGUGACGCCUCACGGAAGCUGUCCAACCCUUAUGUAAAAUGUUAUCUGCUCCACGGCAAAACUCGCCAAAACAAGAAGAAGACCAGUAUCAAGAAAAACACCAUCAACCCUGUUUUCAGUGAAACUCUAAAGUACUCCAUGAGCCGCUCUGAACUGCUCGGCCAAUCUGUGUCGAUAUCCGUUUGGCAUCAUGGCCGCCUCAGCCGUAACGUCUUCCUGGGGGAGGUGACAAUCCCUUUGGACAGUGCAAACCUGGACACUCCUCAUGAAGAAUGUUUGCACCUCAUGGGGAAGAUGAGCUCUGAUGUACCAGAUGCAGCCUUUGAACGGUGCAGUGGAGAGUUGGUCAUCUCACUGAAGUAUGUCCCUCCCAAUAAGACUACCACUGAAAAAGUGAAAGGCAAAAAAGCUGCACAAGUCCAAAGAGGAGAGCUGCAUGUUCUCAUCAAGGAGGCAAAAAAUCUGAAGUCAGGAAAAUCUGGAAGCACAUCAGACAGUUUUGUUAGAGGUCACUUGUUUCCAUCAAAGGCAAAGACGGCGAAGAUGAAGACUCCAGUGGUGAAGAAGAACCUGAAUCCCCACUAUGAUUCCACAUUUGUGUAUAAGGAGCUGACUCUGGAGCAGAUGAAGGACAUGUGUUUGGAGCUGACAGUGUGGGACAAAGAGGCCGUGCUGAACAAUGAAUUACUGGGAGGUGUCCGCCUCAGCUCUGGCAACGGAGCUAUCAAAGUUGGGAAAGAGGAGGUGGAGUUGGACUCUGUUGGAGAGGAAGUCAGUCUGUGGCAGAAGAUGAUGCAGUACCCUGACUCGUGGGCAGAGGGCACUCUUCCUCUGCGCUCCACCAUGGCAAAGACAAAGGGGAAAUGAAGGCUGAACACUAAGAGAUCCAGACACUAAAGUGAUGAGAAGUGAAAAGUGCAGAAACUGAGACCAAAUUGAUGUUCUGGCUUUCUUCCAGCUUUCAUGCCAACCAGCCACCGCCACUGUUGGAUAUGCUGAGUUAAGACCUACCUCUCUGUAGGUUCCAUGACUUCAGACUGUUGAGAAACGUGCCAAAGCAUCACCACACUCAGUUUAUUUCUGUUUUUAAAAUCCAGAUUGUGUUUGUUAAAGUUUCCAAACUUUAGAUCCACUUUGCCUCACUGCUUCUUUUUAUUGUAUCCAGAACACAGAACAGUUCUCUCUCUCUAUGCUGUAACCGAACUGUGCCUUUGUUCAAUCCAACACAAUUGCACUUUAGGACUGACGUGAAUGAUCUGUGUAUAUAAAUAAGUUGAAUUAAAGCCAGUAAAUGAAACUCUUGAUUUUAAAUGUACAUUUGAUCUCUUAAGCUCGUCUUUACAAUGUGAUGGAGGUCACACUGACCUCAAAGAUUUGUUCACCCAAUAAAAGGGACAGAGUAAAUGCA